Messenger RNA from Phytophthora infestans T30-4, 2235 nucleotides. Its product is annotated as threonyl-tRNA synthetase. The transcript has a single exon. Gene Ontology annotation, cellular component: mitochondrion; cytoplasm. Lineage: Eukaryota; Oomycota; Peronosporomycetes; Peronosporales; Peronosporaceae. Gene Ontology annotation, molecular function: threonine-tRNA ligase activity; ATP binding. Bases 1 to 2235 code for a protein of 744 amino acids. Gene Ontology annotation, biological process: threonyl-tRNA aminoacylation. The record is from RefSeq and is a predicted model, not a curated record.
AUGAGCAGUGAACCCGCGCGUGUGCAAACGCGUUUGACGAAGGAGAGCGGACCCAAGGUGACGGGUGCCGCGAGUGAGUCGAAGAUCGGCGGUCCGUUCACUCUGACGCCCAAUCCUCCCUUCGUGGCGGCUCGUGUGGCCGUGUACGACCGCAUUAUGGCGGAGCAGAAGAAGCAGCAGGAGGAGCUGGCUGCUAAGCAAAACCCCAUCAAGAUUACGCUACCCGACGGCGCGGUGAAGGAGGGUAUAGCCUGGCAGACGACGCCGCUGGACGUGGCACUCGGGAUAUCGCAGGGCUUGGCUGACCAGGUCGUCGUGGCUCGCGUCACCUACCGUGGCAAGCCUGAGGACCCAUUCAGCGUCACGGCCGCUGACGUGGACGGUAACGAGGCCAGCGACAAGGCUGGCGAAUCCUGCUGCGGUGCCGUGGCUGACUCUAGCGAGCUCUGGGACGUUUUCCGCCCCCUUAUCGGCGACUGCAGACUGGAGCUGCUGAAGUUCAACGACGCGGAAGGCCGCAUGGUGUUCUGGCACUCGAGUGCCCACAUUCUAGGCGAGAGUUUGGAGACAAUCAAGGGCGCACACUUGACGAUUGGCCCCCCUGUAGAGGGAGGCUUUUACUAUGACUCGUACAUGGGAACGGAGACGAUCCCUGAGAGCGACUUGAGCGUCAUCGAAAAGGCCUGCCAGAAGGUCGUUAAGGACAAGCAGAAAUUCGAGCGUAUCGUGCUCAGCAAGGAGGAGGCACUCGAGAUGUUCGCUGACAACGUCUUCAAGACGCAGAUCAUUUCCACCAAGAUCCCUGAUGGAGGCAAGACCACGGCCUAUCGUUGCGGGCCCCUUAUCGACCUGUGCCGUGGGCCACACGUGCCUCAUACGGGCAAGAUCAAGGCUCUGGCAGUCACGCGUACGUCGAGCUCGCACUGGCUGGGCAAGACCACGAACGACGCUCUGCAGCGUGUGUAUGGCAUCUCGUUCCCAGACAAGAACAAAAUGAAGGAGUGGAAGCACUUCCAGGCUGAAGCUGCUAAGCGUGAUCACCGUCGUCUCGGUGUGAGUGAAGAGCUCUUUUUCUUCCACUCUCUGAGUCCUGGCAGCGGUUUCUGGCUGCCUCACGGUUCAGCCAUCUACUUCAAGCUGCUGAAGUUCAUUCGGGAGCAGUACCGUGCACGCGGAUAUACGGAGAUCAUCACUCCUAACAUCUACAACAUGGAGCUGUGGAACAUAUCGGGUCACGCGCAGCACUACAAGGAGAACAUGUUCGUAUUUGACGUCGAAGGUCAGGAGUACGCACUCAAGCCCAUGAACUGUCCGGCUGCGUCGCUGAUGUUCGACUUCCGUCAACGAUCGUAUCGUGAGCUUCCUAUUCGUCUCGCCGACUGUGGUGUACUACACCGCAACGAGUUGAGUGGUGCUUUAACGGGUCUGACACGUGUGCGUCGCUUCCAGCAGGAUGAUGCCCACAUUUUCUGCCGUGACGACCAGAUCAAGAAAGAGGUUCUGGACUUUCUCACCUUCAUGAAGUAUGUGUACGACGUGUUCGGUAUUGAGUUUAACUUGGAGCUGUCGACUCGACCUGAGAAGGCUAUGGGCGAGCUGGAGCAGUGGGAACGUGCUGAGACGCAGCUGGCUCAGGCUCUGGACGAGUUUGUGGGUGCUGGCAAGUGGGUGGUGAACCCGGGUGAUGGUGCUUUCUACGGUCCCAAGAUCGACAUUAUGAUUACGGACGCCCUGAAGCGUCAGCAUCAAUGUGCUACCGUGCAGCUCGACUUCCAGCUGCCGAUCCGCUUCAACCUGAAGUACCGUACGGAUGACGCCGAGAACUUCAAGCGCCCGGUGAUCAUCCACCGCGCUAUCUACGGAUCGCUGGAGCGAUUUGUGGCCGUGUUGGUGGAGCACUACGCUGGCAAGUUCCCGUUCUGGCUGUCGCCGCGUCAGAUCCUCAUCGUGACGGUGGGCGCUGCCUUCGUGGACUACGGCUACGAGGUCAAGGACGCUCUGUUCCGCGCUGGCUUUGAUGUGGAAAUUGAUGACUCGGGCAAGACGCUGAACAAGAAGAUCCGUGAAGGUCAGAUGGCUCACUACAAUUUCAUCCUGGUGGUGGGCGCGCACGAGAAGGAGACGCGCUCGGUCAACAUCCGUACGCGCGACAACAAGGUCAGGGGUACCAAGACGCUCGAGGAAGCAAUUUCCAUGUUCAAGGACCUGGAGGUAACGAAGGCGGCUGAUGAGUAA